AUGCAAGGUUUCUUCCGUUCAGUCAGCGACGGUGACUUCGGUCCUGAGGCAGCAUCAAAGGCACAGCCGACUACGGGCGAGGAAAGCCUCUACGCGGACAAAACACUUCGCAAAGGAACCGAGAAAGUCGUCCUCAUUACGCUCUGCGCGUCAUCUACGCUGGCACUCGUUGCGCUUGUACUAGGGACAGCACAGUUCUCUACCAUCUGCGAUCUCCCCCUGGUGAAAUGGAAUCUCGGAAACGCUGUAUAUGUCAGUGUUCCAUUGCCAAAAAAAAUUUCGUCAAGGAUCCUGUCUCUACUCAGUGCAGCGUCCGUGGCAGCACUGUAUUACGGCCCGGCUGUGAUGACUAUUAUUUCCAGACUCGUCCGGACCGCUGACUUCGCGGAGGUUACCCAACAUGGAACCCCGGCUCUAAUGAUCUUCUUAAGUCUUCUUCUACUGUGA
Messenger RNA from Neospora caninum, 447 nucleotides. RefSeq lists its product as hypothetical. The coding region runs from base 1 to 447 and encodes 148 amino acids. The transcript has 4 exons. The record is from RefSeq and is a predicted model, not a curated record. NCBI's taxonomy places the organism in Eukaryota, Apicomplexa, Conoidasida, Eucoccidiorida, Sarcocystidae.